ACCGCAGCCCCCCUCCCCCGGGCAAGGCAGCGAACGAGCUGCUGCUGCUGCUGGCGGAGCGGUGCAGAGCGGAGCAGCAGCAGGAGCAGGAGGCGCGCGGGCAGGUUCCCGGGGAAGCUGGAGGGAGCCGGGCGCUGUCGAGAGGCUGCCCGGGCUGCGAGCGCGGGGGGAAGUGCGCGCUAUGCCUUUAACGCCCGGGCACAGGAGACAUGUCUAGCGUGUAGGCUAGGGAAACUCUAGGCGGGGUUAAAGUUCAGCUCAUGGAGCUGAUCAGCGCUGCUGGCUGCAGUUGAGCAGAGUUGGAAAUGUGAAAGCAAGAAGCAGGCUCGGCUCUUCCCCCCUCUUUCUCUCUCUCUCUCUCUCUCUUCCUUCUCUCUCCCUCCCUCUCUCCCUCCCUCCCUUUCUCUCUCUCUCUCUCCCUCUCACUCACACACCUCCAAGCCACAACCCCCCCCGCAGCAACCAUGUAUUCUCCUCUCUGUCUUACCCAGGAUGAAUUCCAUCCCUUCAUUGAAGCACUUCUACCCCACGUCCGAGCAUUUGCAUACACAUGGUUCAACCUACAAGCUCGAAAGCGGAAAUACUUUAAAAAACACGAGAAACGCAUGUCAAAAGAAGAGGAAAGAGCUGUGAAGGAUGAAUUGCUAAGUGAAAAACCUGAGGUCAAACAAAAAUGGGCGUCCAGACUUCUGGCAAAACUACGGAAAGACAUCAGGCCUGAGUAUCGGGAGGAUUUUGUUCUAACUGUCACGGGGAAAAAACCUCCAUGUUGCGUUCUUUCCAAUCCAGACCAGAAGGGCAAGAUGAGAAGAAUUGACUGCUUACGCCAGGCAGAUAAGGUCUGGAGGUUGGACCUUGUUAUGGUGAUUUUAUUUAAAGGUAUUCCGCUUGAAAGUACUGAUGGCGAACGCCUUGUAAAGUCCCCACAGUGCUCAAAUCCUGGGCUGUGCGUACAGCCGCAUCAUAUAGGGGUUUCUGUUAAGGAACUCGAUUUAUAUUUGGCAUACUUUGUGCACGCAGCAGAUUCAAGUCAGUCUGAAAGUCCAAGCCAGCCAAAUGAAGCUGAUAUCAAGGACCAGCCAGAAAAUGGACAUUUGGGCUUCCAAGACAGUUUUGUCACAUCAGGCGUUUUCAGUGUGACUGAGCUAGUAAGGGUCUCACAAACACCGAUAGCUGCCGGAACAGGGCCUAAUUUCUCACUCUCAGAUUUGGAAAGUUCCUCAUACUAUAGCAUGAGCCCAGGAGCAAUGAGGAGAUCCCUACCAAGCACUUCCUCUACCAGCUCUACAAAGCGCCUCAAAUCUGUAGAGGAUGAAAUGGACAGUCCUGGUGAAGAGCCAUUUUAUACAAGUCAAGGGCGGUCUCCAGGAAGUGGCAGCCAGUCAAGUGGAUGGCAUGAAGUGGAGCCAGGAAUGCCCUCGCCAACUCCAUUAAAGAAGUCAGAGAAGUCUGGUUUCAGCAGUCCCUCGCCUUCGCAGACCUCCUCCCUUGGAACGGCAUUCACACAGCAUCAUCGACCUGUCAUUACAGGACCCAGAGCAAGUCCACAUGCAACUCCAUCGACUCUUCAUUUUCCAACAUCCCCCAUUAUUCAGCAGCCUGGGCCAUACUUCUCACACCCAGCAAUCCGCUACCAUCCUCAGGAGACUCUGAAAGAGUUUGUCCAACUUGUCUGUCCCGACGCUGGUCAGCAGGCUGGACAGGUGGGGUUCCUAAAUGAAGACUUUCACCUGCCGUGGUCCCAAAGAUUCAGCUUCAUGCUUUCUGACUUCAGCACUUCCAAGCCCAAUGGUAGCAGUCAAGGCAAGGUGCACAAUCCAUUCCUUCCUACCCCAAUGUUGCCGCCGCCACCUCCACCACCAAUGGCCAGGCCUGUGCCUCUGCCAGUGCCAGACACAAAGCCUCCAACCACGUCGACAGAAGGAGGUGCCGCUUCUCCCACUUCACCAACCUACUCGACACCCAGCACCUCCCCUGCAAACCGAUUCGUCACUGUUGGACCACGGGAUCCAAGCUUUGUAAAUAUCCCUCAACAGACACAGUCCUGGUACCUGGGAUAAAACUCACAGCUUCCCACCACCCACCAGACAGACCACCCGACCCCUUCCCAACUCUGUAACAUGGAAGCAGCAGCAACAGUUACUUCGCAUCCAUGGAAGGGGAGAUGAACAGAUAUUGACAGCAAGCAACUGCUCGCAUUCAGAAACGGCAAAAGUUAUGGUUGAUUGACAAGGGCCGUAACAUUGUUUGGGGGCGGGCGGGAGGAGGGGAUUUUUUUUAAACAAAAGAACACCUUAGUGACCGAUGUAAUUUCUCAUAUGGUGCUGGAAAUGUUUGGGCUUCAUGAUUUUUGAAGUGUUUCAACUGGUAGUGUAAGCAUUAGGGACACUGGGUAGUAGAGCUAGCCUGCUGGCUGCUUACUGACUUGCUGUUAUAACACUUUCCACAUGGCGCCUAGCUGUUUUACAGUAUUUUUCACUGAUUAAUUUCCCAUAUAGGUGUGGGACUUCUUGAGAGAUCAUGAGGAACACACAUACAUGAUAACUUUUGUAGUAGCUGAAUUCUGCAAUAUAGAACUUACAGGACAGACAUGGGGCAUGUUUUUUCUGUAACAUAUCAGGUGUUUUGUUUUUAAUUUUACACUCGGCAGUUAGAUACGUGACAUGAAUCAUAAGAGCAUUAUCAACAGGUUGAUUUCCACUCAAGUUGCAGAAAAAUAUAAAAUAUCAACCUACUGCUGUUCACAUGAAAAAGAAAAAAAGGGUUUAAAUGCUGCACUUACAUGAAACAUUUUUGAUGAUUUUCAACAUGAUAUAAAAUUCACACGGAAAUGGGGAAGUUGGUCUGUUUUGAUAGAAACUGACAGGAAUCAAUCAAAACAAUCGAAUUUUGAAUUGAGAAAAGUGCAAUUUCAUUGGAUAGCUAAAUAUCUUUGUAAGAUAGAGAUUGUUGAAAAUUCUAUUUUUGUUUUCCAAGUCCUACCACCCCAGGACUCUAAAUUAUCGGGGUAAAAAACAGCCUUGCAAGAAAAAAAGGGGGGGAGCUAUUUUUGCUUUUUAUGUUUUUUAUUGUUAAACUUGUAUCCCUUUAAAACUGAAGGAAAUUUAAAAAGAAAUACAAAAUUUAAUGGUGCUUUUACCACAAUAUGUUAUCUACAUUAAAUGCUAAUUAAUCAUUUUCUGUUAUCAAAGCACAUAAUUAAAAUUAAAUCAUAAUAUCUGUUAAUUUUAUAAGCUAAAAGUCACUAUAAUAGAUUAUGCCAAUUCUGAUAAAAUCGUAUGUGUUUCCGGCAAUAUAGGGUAUAUCACUUCUCAAAAUACUUUGGCCACAACCAGACACAGAGGUAGGUGUGCUUAAGCCCAUUGAAACAAAUGUCCUUAAGUAUGCUUCACUCUGAGUUAGACUGUGGCCCUUGAGCUAAUAAGAGAAAGCUGUCCAGAAAAUAAAACGCCUUUGUGUCCCUGAACUGGCGUUGGUUUUUUUCUGAACUGCAAAGGCAACAAAACAGAAGCAAAAUGCUGAUUCUACAUCUUAUACCAGUUCAAAGCAAGGACACUUGCUGAGAAGAAGAAAAAAAGUUUGGACCCAAAAUGUCCUGAAUCUUAUGUACAAAAAAAAAAAAAAGGAAAAAAAACAGGAAAAAAAUGCAAGUGAUUUUUUUCCCCUACCAGACAGCGGAGCACCCCUUUGCUUCCCAUGCAACUUUAAGAAGGUUUCCUAUAUUAUACAUAUAUAUACGUUCUGGUUGGCGAGUCUCGCGAAUCAGAGAAAUUCUCUGCAUGUUCUAGUGUUAGUAACUAAUUUUUAUAUAGUUAAUGUAGGGUAAAGUAGAGUGCAUUAAGACACAAUAUUGUAAUCCCUAAUCCAGGCACUUGCCUUUAAACUAUGUUUGUUCAGCCCUUCAGAAGGGUUUCUACUACUGUCCUAUACAAUCAAGUAAACUGAAUUUAUUGGGAAGACACUUUGCUCCUCAUCUUUCCCCUGAAACUAAUUUUUUUGUUUUGUUUUGUUUUAUUGAUUUGCACGAAACAAAAACAAAAAAAAUUCCAUAUCAAUGUGCCUUGCCCUGGAUAGCGAUUAUUUGUGGAAUUGUUGCACAUGUUCCUAUAUUGAAAGGGUUUUUUUCCCUAGUCAAGCAUUUGGAGACACUUUUUUGUAAAUGUGACUUUUAUGUCAGCCAUUGUCAGUUUCAGCAUCUUAGAAUUCAGUAGGAUGUUAGUUGUUCCACAGAUAGCGGUAGUGUUUUCUUGUCCUGUACGGUCAGUGGCAGUGCUAUUCUGAGAUCUGUAGAUGCUAGAUUAUCAGUAUUUUUGAUGUUGCUGCAUUUUACAUUUUAUUUGGAGUCUUCCUUUUGUUUUUGUUUUUUCCCAGAUAUAUGAAAAUAUGCAAUACCUGCUUAUAUCAUGUAGAAGAAAAGCUUAGCAAUUCUUAAUUUUUCUUUAAUAUUUUUUUUAUUUGACCAAAGUCGGUGCUGCACUUGACGCAGUGUAUUUUAGGUGUUUGUCUUUGUACUUUUUUGUGAUUUUUGAAUGCACACGCAGGAAGGGCUCUUCUUAGAGAAGCAGUCAAACUGUGAAGCACUAAGCUGAACCCUGCUUCAAGCAAUUUUUGUUUUACAACUGUUCCUUUCACAAGCAAGCCUUAAAGAAAACAACCUCCCUUUUUCUUCAAAUCCCACACCCAUUUUUAUUAGCAGAUUGCAAUCAAUCCACAUUCAAUAAAAAGUAUAUAAUGCCCAUUUUUAUAUGCACGUUUUUAAAACUUCCAAGUUCUGAAAAUUGUUUACUGGUUAUUCUCUAUUUAAGGAAAGAAAUGUUUUGGAUUUUCAUAUAUGUCAAAUAGGUGGUUGAGUAGUCAUUUGCUCCGUUGUAUUGUGUGAUUGUUAGUGUUAUGGUAUCACAUCCACUAGCCAGCAUCCUUUGCCUUCCCUAUAGCACUUAGCAGGGCAUUACUUUAUUAAAACAUAUGUGCACUAAAAAAAAUAAAAAAAUAAAAAAAUUAGCAGCUUUCAGUGCUUCACAGUGAAGGGAAAAAAAGCCUAGACAAACAUUUUGUCAGAACCUUGCUAUAAGCCAAGGUAUAACCAGUAAAUUGGUUGUAUAUACAACGAAAUUGCACCCUUUUUUAAAAAAAACAAAAACAAAGCAAACUAAGCAAUAGUUUGGGCAGUUAGUUGCUUUUAGUGAGCAUGCCGUAGUCAUGGCCGCAAAGAGAGAGAGAAUCAAAUCUGCCCACUCAGAAGCGAUGUAAUUUGUAUGUUGUAUAGUUUUAUUGAUUACACUGAUUUAUUCUACCCUAUUUUAUAAUGCAGGACUUUUUGUAAUGUUGUUUAAAUGAGGAAAAUUUCUGUCAAAUUAGCUUAGUGGAAUUUCUGAUUGUUCGUUAUAAAGGCAGCAUUCAUAGAAUUGCUUUUUUCCCCCUCUGGGAACUGGAUUUAAGUUGAAAACUUUCCUGUUUCCUUUUUGUAUGUAUUUAAAUACAGUUUUUUUUCCUCUCCUUCUCUCAAUAGUAUAGCAUAUUCCUAUGCUUGAGAAGUAUAGGCUACUGAAGAACCAUUGUAAAUGGACAUUGCAGAUAUGCUGUAUUUUUGAAAGUGUUUUAUCUUAUUAAGUUUGAAGAUGGUAAAGUUAGGGAAUUCUGAUCGGAAUCUCAUAAAACAAAUUGUUUUAAAGGCUUUAAACAUUAGGUAGGCGGUCAAGGGUGUUUACCAACAGGGGUUGUAAAGUAUUAAAGACACUAAAUUAAAUUUUGGUUCAUCUUAUUAUCAUGCAGAAACACAGCAGUUCAGAUCUGUUCAGGUGUGGAGAACAAACAGAGUUUUAUUCCUCAAAGUAUAGCAGAGAAUGCAGAUCUGAGGGGAGGCAACUGCAUGGGGUGUGCAGUCUACAAUAGAGAAAUAAUCCUGGGUCACACUUCAGAAUCAAAUUCACAUGUCCAUUCCCCAUUUCAAAAUUGCUUUUUAUUCUUUGUGCAAAAAACUUUUCUUUCUGAUCCUUUCUUUUAAAACCGCCAGAUACACAACACCGGCUCCCGCUCCCAUUUUCCUCCUCAGUCCACCCCCUGCAAAAUAACAUUGCUUUCUAUGAAUUGACUCCACUAGUAGUUUCCUAUUCUUUUGACCACUUUUCAAAAUAGGACUUUAGCUUGUUGUCAUUCUGCACACCCCUGCAAUAAAGUAUUUAUUAAUCACGUUAUAUAGUGAUAUCUAACAUCAGUCACCAGGAGUAUACCUUGGCUGUUUGGUGAUCUCUCCCUCUUCUCUUAAGAGUUGAAAAGUGAAGGAAUAGAACCUUUUUUCCCCACAGUAUUCAGUCAGCCCACAGGAAUAUGUAAAACUCCUCUACCUAGUUUUCUUUCACAGUUUUCUUUUUCUUCCAUAUAUUUUGCAGCUUUGUAGUAACAGUGUUAACAUUUACUGUACACAUACAUACCCACACAAAACAAAAGACAAAAAAACCAAGAUACAUGGCAUAAAACAGGUAUUUUUCCUUGUGUUUUUUUCUCUUUUUAAACAAAAUGUCACUUAAUAUACUUUGCAUUGUGUCUCUGGAAAUAUCUUUCUUUCUUU
Molecule: messenger RNA, 6568 nt
Organism: Zootoca vivipara (common lizard)
Lineage: Eukaryota; Metazoa; Chordata; Lepidosauria; Squamata; Lacertidae
Gene: NFIA
Product: nuclear factor I A
Biological process (GO): regulation of transcription by RNA polymerase II
Cellular component (GO): nucleus
Molecular function (GO): RNA polymerase II cis-regulatory region sequence-specific DNA binding; DNA-binding transcription factor activity, RNA polymerase II-specific
Source: RefSeq, a predicted model, not a curated record